Molecule: messenger RNA, 2918 nt
Organism: Eurytemora carolleeae
Lineage: Eukaryota; Metazoa; Arthropoda; Copepoda; Calanoida; Temoridae
Gene: Nup107
Product: nuclear pore complex protein Nup107
Exons: 22
Coding region: 25-2697 (890 amino acids)
Biological process (GO): post-transcriptional tethering of RNA polymerase II gene DNA at nuclear periphery; regulation of DNA-templated transcription; mRNA export from nucleus
Cellular component (GO): nuclear pore; nuclear pore outer ring
Molecular function (GO): structural constituent of nuclear pore
Source: RefSeq, a predicted model, not a curated record
UUGAUGAAUUGAUUUCAGAGUACAAUGGAUGAUUUUAUGUCGACGCCGGUGGUCCGGCUGGGACCGACGAGUCGUCUGCUGCGUCGACAAUCUGGACUUCCGGAACCAAGAAAUAUCAAGGAGUCCAACCUAGAGAAAUCUCUUCAUCUGCUUGAUGAUGCUCUGGGCUCCCCCAGCUCCUCUUCUGCCACAGGGAGGUUUGGUAGAAAUGUAGAUGUGAGCUCCAACUUGACGAGGAUACAUGAUGUAUCCCGGAUACACGAUGUGACCAGUAUCCAGGAUAUCACCAGGUUUCAGGAUUCAACACGAACCAUGCGGAGAGAUAUGGCCGGGGAUAUAACACGAGCAGUUCACUUAAUAGAUAAUGAUAUGGAUGUAAGUAUGAGUACAACCAUGCACUCUGCUAUGCUUGAAGAGAACCCUGGUGUGAAAGCUACAGAAAACCUGUUUGAUGAAUUCCUCUCCGUGUUCAGUUCUGGAGCACAGGGCCUGGAUAGUAUAGCAGAGUUCGAGCAGAUGGUAGAUGAUCAUAUUCAAACCCUCAGGCGUGUGACUAUCAACCUACCUGGUGGAAAGGAUAAGUUCCCUAAAUCUGCUGCUGUUCUCCAGGAUCUAAUUAAUGAACGGAAUACUUGGAGGAUAAUGGGAAAGUUGUAUACUGACCGGUUAGUGACCUGCUCCCAGACCCCUCCUGACCUUCCUCCUCCAGCUCCUGGUAGUGAAAAGCAGAUUAUUGAACGCUUCUUCAUGAAUAAUAAGGAAAUAAGACAGGCGUACAUGGUGGUUGAGUGGUUGGAGAAGAAUGCCCAGGACGAGACUGAGGAGACAAUCACCCAGCAGAUGGAGUGGUUCACAGAUUCUACGGUGAACUGGGAGAACACAACAGCAGCUCUGGCUCGAGGGCAGGCUGGUCCUCUUAUGGUUAAAGAACUUGAUCCUGACGCACCUCACAGAACUGGUUUACAGCUGCAUGAUCUGGAUCAGCAGGAUGAAUCUCGUCUUAUCUUCUGUAUCUAUGGUCUGGUGAGGUGUGGACUACUGGAGGAUGCUCAGGAGUUGUGUGUGAGGUUAGGACAGCCCUGGCGAGCAGCUAGUAUGGAAGGAUGGAAACUAUAUCAUGAUCCUAAUUAUGAGAGUGGAACUGAUGGAAGGGGAGACAAACUACAAGUAGAGGGCAACCUUCAUAGGGAUAUUUGGAAGAAGGUCGCCUGGAAGCUAACUACAGAUAGUUCAUUAUCACAACACGAGAGGGCGGUUUACGCAGUUCUGUGCGGGAACCUGGAACAAUUAAGAGCUGUUUCUACCUCCUGGGAAGACAGACUGUGGGCGGGAGCGAAGUGUGCUGUAGAUAUCCUCGUAGAGACUGAAAUAAGGUCCAAUAUAAUCAAGAAUUAUGCUGAAUUACCAACCGCAUAUUGGAAUACUCCUCAUGAACUUUCAAAGGUGAUUAAAGAGGCUGGUAACGAAACAAAGGAUUCUUCGACGAAGUCCGCCUCUUUUUACCACACCAUUCAGUCCCACAUCAUCCUCGACGACUACCCCGGCCUCGUGAACAAAAUGGUCUCCUGGCUCAAGGACGGAGAGGCUGACGAUCACCUGCUGAGGUUGAUGGCUCACCUUGUCCUGGUUCAUCGAGGACUAGGUCUAGGAUCUAGUAUGAAGGAUGAGGAGAGGAUACUGGUUGAGUACACAAGGUACCUGAUGAAGGAGGACAGGUUGCCUAUUAUCCCCUGGUAUGUGAGCAGACUCAGCUCAGCGAUACAGCUCCCACUCUACUCAAGGUUCCUAGCAGGUGUACAUGAGGCAGAGGAUCAGGCUCUCUGCCUGUACCUGGGUCGUGAGGUUGGAAUCAAUAUGGACGCUGUAGUAGUUGCAGCAGUAGUUGAUGUUAGAACCUCACAUGCAGAAGAUAAUGAGCAGAUGGUGUCGAGUCUAGGUUGGCUUUGCCACGAUCCUAGUCAAGCCCCUGAUCUUCUCUACCAAGCUAACGCUGUUAUACGUAAGCUGCUGUCCGUGGGUCAGCUUGAGCUGGCGGCCCAGGCUGCUGGUAGGAUACCGAAGGAAACCUUGAACAGGGUUGUUAGAGCCUGGAGGGACGAGGGGAGCGGUGAGGAGCUACCUGGAGGAUCAGUUAGGGAGCAUCUUUCACUCAAGGUCUAUCUUGAAGCACAAGAUGCCUUCUCGGACUGGUUUGAUCAUUUCCACCGUGGGCAGCCUAAACGUCCAAUUCUUCCUGAAAAUCCGUCAUUCACGGGCAAAGUUGCGCAUGAGCAGAGAGAGAAACAGUUUAUUGCUGAACUAGACAGAUGGCGUGGAGGUCAGGUUAUCCAGUCCAGGAACGCGGAGCAGAAGUUGAAGGAGGUCAUCACCUUCCCAGGAGGCUGGCUCACGGAUUUCACGGAUGAGGACGAGGAGGAAGAGAUGCUCGUGGAUGAAGAACUCCGUAGACGAGAUGAGAUGGUUCAUCUUCGUGCUGAGCUUAUACCACAGACUGUUCUUUUACUUCAUUCAGUCCUUCAUAACACAGGACAGUAUAAAGCUUGUAUUGCUCUGGCAAACCUGAUCUCCGACGAAUCGAUGAAGAACUACACUGCCUUCAGCAAGGAGAGAAUGAAGCAGUUCCUCGCUAAAAUAAGAGAAUCUUCCUUGGCGGCACUGGAGGAGGGAAAGGACGCCUGGGGGUUUAACAAGCAAUAGGAGAUAACAAGGAAUUCAUUCAUUCAUCGUAUGCUCAGUUAAAACAGAAUAUCAGCUGAUCCAUAUUAUUCAGCUGAUUUUUCAAGAUGUCCGCCAACUUUUUUGACACCCCUAUAAGCAGCUGAUUAAUUGUUAUGUAAACAAUUUUCAGCGCUAACUUAAAUUGUACCUGACAAGGUCUUGACUUUUUACAGUGAUAAAAUAUUUUUUAAUUCCCCUGA